Messenger RNA from Capsicum annuum, 2455 nucleotides. Its product is annotated as nardilysin-like. Gene Ontology annotation, molecular function: metal ion binding. Gene Ontology annotation, cellular component: cytosol. The record is from RefSeq and is a predicted model, not a curated record. Lineage: Eukaryota; Viridiplantae; Streptophyta; Magnoliopsida; Solanales; Solanaceae. The coding region runs from base 93 to 488 and encodes 131 amino acids. The transcript has 2 exons.
GAAAAGAUUGGUUAAACCUAGAAGAGACGUUUGUCAAAGAAAGACUUGAUUCUUUGUGGUAGAAAGCAUACGCGCCAACGUAAUAGAGAACAAUGGCGGUUAGCGGCCGUACUUUUACAGCGGAUGACAUAGUAGAAAAGUCUCCAAACGAUAAGCGUUUGUACAGAUGCAUGCAACUCCCUAAUGGCCUCUGUGCUCUUCUGGUUCACGAUCCUGAUAUCUACCCCGAUGGACUUCCAGAACAUUCUGGAAACUGCGAAAAAAACGAAGACGAUGAUAAUGAGGAAAGUGAAGAUAGCGAUUUUGAAGGAGGAGGAGGAGGAGGAGGAGAAGAAGAAGAAGAAGAAAGUGAUGACGCUGAUGAAGAAGCAGGUGAUGUUCGAGACAAAGGUCCUUCACUGAAAAAGGCAGCAGCUGCAAUGUGUGUAAGAACCGGCAGUUUCUCUGAUCCUUAUGAUGCUCAGGGUCUUGCACAUUUUCUUGGUUAGUGUUGUAUAUAUUAUGAUUAUUAAAAUACUUCGUCCUUCACAAAUCUUGUGGUGGUUGUGCAAACUAGCUGAUUGAUUAUAUUGUUCAUCAAGAGUACAAAUUGUUGACUCUUGCUUGAACAUCUACUCAAUUGCUUCAUUGAUUAGGUGUAGUUUUAAAUAGCACUUGACCGAGUUAAGGGUUGUGGAGACCUUAUUCCGUGUGUUCAAGUCCCCUUUAUUGGGAUAUCGAAGAUUCCAAAGGUGGAGACUAUCUAAAUUUUGUUGACAAAGAUUUUAAACAGACAAAAUAAGUAAUCGAAAACUGCUUGAUUAUUACUUUAGAAAAAAGUAGCAAGAGUUGCUUGGCCAGCUAUUAUAAAGUGAGAACAGUAGUGGGAGGAGAGAGAAGGACAAGUUAAGACUGUAGCUUAAGCCUAGUUUUACGACAAAGAGAAACAUAAUUGUUGUGGACUAUUUAGAUAUUAUGGGAAGAAAUACCUUCUCUGAUUCUGGGAUAAAUCCUUCUAAGUCGCAGAAUUGGGGAAAAGUCGUAUGAGAUUAUUGAAUCAAGAAUAAAAUUUGUCAACAUAAAUGAUAGCAUUUGACAAGUCAUAAUAUCUUGGGUGUUAGAAGAGCGGGCUUAUUAUCCACCUAAUUUCGGUCCGUGCGCCAUUCACUUUCGAGGAUUUCUAGGUUUUUAAAAGUUCACGUCUUCACAACUGCAUGAGGUUGUUUUGCAACUAUAUAGAAACUGGCUUAGAAGGAAGAUGGAAGUAUUUAUAGAAAGUGGAAGAAUAUUAGUCAACUUUAUUCUUAUGUCGUCUUUCAACUCUUCAACUAUUUUGAAAGAUAUCACAGUGGUAUUUGUGAAAGGAAGCACCAAAUCUAUUGUUAUUAUUCCGGAGAUGGGUGAAAGUUUGUGGGUGGCUGGAUUAUGCUAGUAAAAUCAUCAAAUUGGUGGAGAAAAGUUCAUGUCUACAGUCUAAUGAAGUGGAUUUAUGCCCAAGUUGCUAAGAUAACAAGGUGGUGAAAAGAACAUAUUAAAAUCUUAAAAAGAAGGAAAACAUAGUAAUAUAAUCUUAGUUGGCAAAAACACCCUCAGAUUAAGAAUAAAGUACUUGUAUCUUUGUUUUGUUGGUUGUUUGGCGAUUUCAGAUGUUGCUCCUAGUUGCUGGAAAUUUUAAAAAAUACGCAAAUAGAAAUUAAAAAAUUCCGACUUGAGUUAAAGAAUCAAAUAGUAUUUCUUUCAUGUUUGAAUUUCCUUGAAGAAGUGAAGUGAAAAGAUGGUUGCGGGGCUUUCAAAAAUCUUGAUCAACAUCAUGAAUGGUUCUCGCCGAUCCAUGUUUUUCAAUGUAGAAAUUGGCAUUUUGAUCAUGUAUUGAUUAAAUGGGUUGUUUUUCCAACUCAUUUUCCAUUGGAGAACAUUUUAAAGAGAUUGGUGACAUACUUAGUGACUUUCUAGAAAUGGAAGAUGACAUAGAUUUAGAGUUACAUGAGGUAGGCCGAAAUUCUUGUGCCACUUGCAUUUCAAAUUCUCGAUUGCUAUAGUGUUUUUUGAUGCGGAAUUUGGAUUUAGUGUUGCAACGUUGGUGGAAUCAAGAUAUUGGGUAAAAAAGCUGGUCGACAUGAAAUUUUUGAUUUAUCGGAGAAGUGCACUUGAAAAUUGAGGGUUGAUUCAUUUGACUUCUAACACUAAUUCAUCAUUGUAUUCUAUCAUGCUUACAUAAUGCCUGUCAAAUUUGUGGCCCAAUUCAAAUUUUAAGUAUGUUAGAAGAUAUGUUGCUCGCAUUCUCCAAAAACAUUGCCGCACCCGUGUUGGAUCCUCCAAAGUGCACUACUUUUGGUGUAUUCGACACACAUUCGUCAAUAAGCAACAUAGGUCAUAGAAGGCCAACGUGCGAAAGAACCUCUAAUUUAUACCUGGUAGGCCGCAACCUUUUUAUAAGAAGAAAAAUAGCAAAGACGGCCCAUCAGUUCCUACUAAA